UGUUUUCUAAAAUUCUAAAAAUGUGUUUAUAGUGGAGGUAAUGCUUAAUGCUGUACAAAAUUAAUUAUAACACAAAUAAUACUAAACAGGUCAUGUUUAGUACAAAGAGUUGUUGAUAACUGCUCAUAUGUGAAAGUAUAGAAUGUGUGAGUGGGAAAUAUCUAAAAUGCAGUAAUAUUCUCUUUUGUAAAUUCAACCGUAGUUGUAGAAUUUUAGUUAUAAAUAUUCCGAUUAAUAAAACAAAACGAUACAAUGAGUGUAACUAAAACGUUAAUAAUUACAUUGUCAAUAGCACUCGCCUCUCAUGCUGCCUUUAAAUACUUAUAUAAAAAGAAACCAAAGAAAAGAAAGGAAAUCAAUGACGUUAUAAUGUUCUCUAAUAAAAGUGGCGAUCUAAAGCCUAGUAAGUAUCUAAAGCACCAAACAACCGAAAACAUAGAGAGAUUACUUCACUACUUGAAUCAACCUAGGUACAGUUUGGAUAUUUGCAUGUAUGUGCUUACUAAUACUGAUAUUACCAAUGCAAUCCUAAAGCAACAUUACCGGGGCGUUAAAGUUCGUGUCAUUGUCGAUCCUGAUAUGGCCUUCACCUCUGGUUCCACAGUGAAGAGGUUGGAGAAGCAAGGUAUACCUGUGCGCUGGAUGAAAUCCACGGACAUAAUGCACCAUAAAUUUUGUAUUAUUGAUGCACUUGGAGGUGAGGCAGUUACUCCAUUUGUGAUGACAGGUUCUUUAAAUUGGACAACACAAGCCUUAUAUAAGAAUUGGGAAAAUUUGUUGAUAACAUCGGAGAGGGAGAUUGUGGAGCCAUACAGUAGAGAAUUUGAGAGACUUUGGUUGGAAUUCAGGCCAAUUGUUAGAAUUGGUAAAUAAUGUUGUACUUAUCUAUAAAGAAUGUGUGCACAAUUGUUUUCUUAUGAUACUUAAAUGAUAAUAAUGAUAAGGUAAAAUAUAUUCUAAAUAUAUACACAAAUUAUUAAUCUGUGAGAUACAGAACUGAUAAACAGUUCAUAAUAUAUUUGUGCACAUAUUUCUUUUAUAAAAAGCAAAUAGCAUAGAUAAAUGUAAUUUAUUACCAAAAUUUAUAUAUGUAUCUAAUAAAAUUAUCAUUCAAUUGCAAAUUAACUCCCUAAAUUCUAAAUUUUAAUUGUUACUAAUAAGCACUGUGAAUUGUGAUAUUACAAUUUUUAAAAUUGUUGAUAACUAAGC
This is a messenger RNA of Zerene cesonia (dogface butterfly), 1209 nucleotides long. Its product is annotated as mitochondrial cardiolipin hydrolase-like. Gene Ontology annotation, biological process: piRNA processing. The coding region runs from base 253 to 873 and encodes 206 amino acids. The transcript has a single exon. Gene Ontology annotation, cellular component: mitochondrion. The record is from RefSeq and is a predicted model, not a curated record. Gene Ontology annotation, molecular function: RNA endonuclease activity producing 5'-phosphomonoesters, hydrolytic mechanism. Lineage: Eukaryota; Metazoa; Arthropoda; Insecta; Lepidoptera; Pieridae.